AUCCGCGGCGCUGCGCGUUGCUGCGUUGCUGCGCUGCGCACGUUGCGCGGCGAACACAGGGCGCCAUAACCUCCCAAUCUCAGCUGGAGCGAGCAUCGCAUCGCGCACCGCGCCGCUAGCCGAGCCGACCUGCUGCAGCGAGGCAGACCAGGCCGACGAGUCCCGGCCAGGACCUCAACUCGUUCGGGUCGUCGGGCCAUGCAGGGCACGCUCUGACACAGACGCCUGUCUACUCUGUCAGGCCAGUCGUCCGGGGUUCGCUUCGGACUCCACAAGACCCCAGCCAGCUUCGCCUGCCUCGCCGACAGGCUCCCCGGCGCGCGCGUGCUGCACCAGGCCCAGGAUGUGCUUGACGGCGGCCGAACACCAGCCCUGCGCCCUGGUGCUGGAGGAUGGCACCGUCCUGCAGGGACGCUCCUUCGGGGCGCCGGUGUCCACGCACGGCGAAGUCGUGUUCCAGACUGGUAUGGUAGGAUACCCGGAGUCACUGACGGAUCCUUCGUACCACGCCCAGAUCCUGGUUCUGACCUACCCACUCAUUGGAAACUAUGGUGUGCCCAAUGAGGAGCUUGAUAAACAUGGACUUCCACGUCACUUUGAAUCUCGGCGAAUCUGGGCCUCCGGCUUGGUGGUCGGGGAGAUUUGCGAGACCCCGAGUCACUGGGAGAUGGCGCGGACCCUCUCGCAGUGGCUGGGGACUCACGGCAUCCCGGGCAUUUGCGGCAUCGACACGCGAGCCUUGACGCAGCGCCUUCGCGAGCGAGGCUCCAUCCUGGGCCACAUCGUCAUGGGCCUGAACCCUGCCAUCCAGUCGCUCUCCUUCAUGGACCCCAACACUCGCAAUUUGGUUGCUGAAGUCUCUAUCAAGGCCCCUGUUACCUACAAUCCUACUGGCUCCCCUCGUAUUUGUGCCGUGGACUGUGGUCUAAAAUACAACCAGCUUCGUUGCUUUCUGAAGCGUGGUGCUCGAGUUGACAUGGUUCCCUGGAAUCACCCUCUGGACCCUUCUCAGUUCGAUGGCCUCUUCCUCAGCAACGGACCUGGUGAUCCAGCCAUGUGCUCUGUGACUGUGGAAAAUAUCAAGAAACUGCUUGCCGCCAAGCCUGAGUCACCUCAAUUAAAACCGAUAUUCGGUAUCUGUCUCGGACACCAGCUGCUGUCCACAGCAGCAGGAUGCCGCACAUACAAAAUGAAGUAUGGCAACCGUGGACACAACCAACCUGUUACCCACCAUGGAACAGACCGCUGUUAUAUGACAUCUCAAAAUCAUGGGUUUGCUGUCGAUGCUCAAAACCUGCCAUCUGGCUGGAAGGCACUCUUUACCAACACCAAUGACAAAUCAAAUGAAGGCAUUGUUCACGAUUCUCUGCCAUUUUUCAGUGUUCAAUUUCAUCCAGAACACACACCUGGUCCUGAAGAUUUAGAAUGCUUGUUUGAUGUUUUCUUGGAUGAAGUGAAAGCACAUGCAGCAAGUUGGGGCCGUGGUUCCGGUGUGAAGAUGGCUAAUAGAAUUAAUGAUCUUCUAGUUUACCGUCCUAGCCCAGGUGUUGUUCCUCCAUCUCCAGAUAAGCCACCAAAGAAGGUUCUUAUUCUGGGAUCAGGUGGGCUGUCAAUUGGACAAGCUGGUGAAUUUGAUUAUUCUGGUUCACAAGCUCUGAAGGCUUUGAGAGAGCAGAAUAUUCAGACUGUUCUUAUCAAUCCUAACAUUGCCACUGUGCAGACAUCUAAAGGAUUGGCAGACAAAGUUCAUUUUCUGCCCCUCAUACCAGAAUAUGUAGAGCAGGUGAUUUGCCAUGAACGCCCUGAUGGUGUUCUCCUUACAUUUGGUGGCCAGACUGCCCUGAACUGUGGUGUAAAACUUUACGAAGCUGGUGUAUUUGAGAAAUACAAUGUCAAGAUUUUGGGCACACCAAUUCAAGCAAUUAUUGACACUGAAGAUCGCAAGGUGUUUGCUGAGCGAGUAAAUGAAAUUGGUGAGAAGGUUGCACCAAGCUGUGCUGUUAAUUCUGUUCAAGAAGCACUUGAUGCUGCAGAAAAACUAGGGUAUCCGGUUCUUGCGAGAGCAGCUUUCUCUUUGGGAGGCUUGGGAUCAGGCUUCGCAAACACUGCAGAGGAACUGCGAGUUCUGGCCACUGCAGCAUUGGCACAUUCCAGCCAGUUGAUUGUUGACAAGUCUCUGAAAGGAUGGAAGGAAGUGGAAUAUGAAGUUGUCAGGGACACCUAUGACAACUGUAUCACUGUUUGUAAUAUGGAGAAUGUAGACCCUCUUGGUAUCCACACAGGAGAGUCCAUAGUCGUUGCUCCCAGCCAGACACUUAGCAAUUACGAGUAUAAUAAACUCAGAAGCACAGCCCUUAAGGUGAUUCGCCACUUGGGCAUUGUUGGUGAAUGUAACAUCCAGUAUGCUGUCAGUCCCACAUCAAAUGAGUACUACAUCAUUGAAGUCAAUGCUCGACUGUCUCGCAGCUCUGCUCUUGCAAGUAAAGCAACUGGAUAUCCAUUGGCUUAUGUUGCUGCUAAAUUGUCUUUGGGGUUGAGGCUGCCUGACAUCCGAAACUCUGUCACUGGCUCAACUACUGCCUGUUUUGAACCAAGUCUUGAUUACUGUGUUGUGAAGAUUCCCCGCUGGGAUUUGGCUAAAUUUGCAAGAGUUUGCUCCAAGAUUGGUAGUUCUAUGAAGAGUGUUGGAGAAGUAAUGUCCAUAGGGCGUUGCUUUGAAGAAGCAUUCCAGAAAGCUCUGCGCAUGGUGGAUGAGAGUGUUAAGGGUUUUGACCCCUCAGUUCGUGCAGUUUGUGAUGCUGAACUUGAAGGGCCAACAGACAAGCGCACCUUUGUUGUGGCUGCUGCAUUACAAGCAGGCUACACCAUUGAUAGACUUUAUGAGCUCACAAAAAUUGAUCGCUUCUUCCUCCAUAAAAUGAAGAACUUAAUUGAGUACCAGUCUGUCCUGGAGUCCUUAGGCCAAGGCAUGCUUUCAAGAGAACUUCUUGUUCAGGCUAAACAGCUUGGUUUCUGUGAUACUCAAAUAGCGUCGUUUGUAAAGAGCACCGAAAUUGCCGUCAGGAAACUGCGAGAAGAAUAUAAGGUUUUCCCCUUUGUGAAGCAGAUUGAUACCGUCGCAGCAGAAUGGCCAGCAGUUACAAAUUAUCUCUAUCUGACUUACAAUGGUUCUACUCACGACAUUGCUUUCUCUGGCGGUGCCACCAUGGUCAUCGGCUCUGGAGUGUACCGCAUUGGAAGCUCUGUGGAGUUUGAUUGGUGUGCUGUGGGUUGCUUGAGGGAACUGAGGCGUUUGGGAAGAAAGACUAUUAUGGUCAACUACAAUCCAGAGACUGUCAGCACAGAUUAUGACAUGGUGGACAGGCUGUACUUUGAAGAGAUAUCUUUUGAAGUUGUGAUGGACAUCUAUAACGCAGAGAAUCCAGAGGGUAUCAUAUUGUCCAUGGGAGGGCAACUGCCCAACAAUAUUGCUAUGGACUUGCACAGGCAACAAGCCCGGAUCUUGGGCACCUCUCCUGACUCCGUGGACGGAGCUGAAAACCGGUUCAAGUUUUCUCGUAUGUUGGAUCGUAUUGGAAUCAGCCAGCCCAGAUGGAAGGAGCUGACGAACUUGGAGUCUGCCAGGGCUUUCUGUGAGGAGGUUGGCUUCCCAUGUUUGGUUCGUCCCUCUUACGUGUUGAGUGGAGCGGCCAUGAAUGUGGCUCAUACGCCUCAUGACUUAGAAACUUACCUCAACACUGCCAGCUAUGUCAGUAAAGAACAUCCUGUUGUUAUUUCAAAAUUCAUUUUGGAGGCAAAGGAAAUUGAUGUUGAUGCCGUUGCUUGUGAUGGUGCAGUCCUUUGCAUGGCCGUCAGUGAGCAUGUGGAAAAUGCUGGUGUCCACUCUGGGGACGCAACACUCAUCACCCCUCCCCAGGAUAUUAAUGAGCAGACUUUGUCAAAAAUCACUGCGAUUGCCAAGGCGGUUGCAGGGUCUCUGGAAGUCACUGGCCCAUUCAACAUGCAGCUGAUUGCCAAGGACAAUGACAUCAAAGUGAUAGAAUGCAAUGUAAGAGUGUCCAGGUCUUUCCCAUUUGUUUCCAAGACUCUGGACCAUGACUUUGUGGCAAUGGCCACCAGGGUCAUAGUGGGGGAGAAAGUAGAGCCUGUCAAUGUAAUGGCAGGUUGUGGAAAAGUGGGCUGCAAAGUGCCCCAGUUUUCAUUCUCACGUCUUGCAGGUGCUGAUGUGAUGUUGGGAGUGGAGAUGGCUUCUACAGGUGAAGUUGCCUGUUUUGGAGACAACAGAUAUGAGGCUUACUUAAAGGCAAUGAUGAGCACUGGAUUCACCAUUCCUAAGAAAUCAAUCCUUCUCUCCAUUGGCAGUUUCAAGCACAAAGUUGAACUUCUGCCCAGUAUGCAAGCCUUGAGCAAGAUGGGCUACAAACUAUAUGCUAGCAUGGGUACUGCUGACUACUACACCGAGCAUGGAGUUGAUGUGGAGCCCGUGCAGUGGACGUUCGAGAACUUGGACUCGGCCGAGGGCAACGGGAACGGCAACGGCAACGGGGACCGCGGCGAGCUGAAGCACCUGGCCGACUUCCUGGCCAACAAGCAGUUCGAGCUGGUGAUCAACCUGCCCAUGCGCAAUGGCGGCGCGCGCCGCGUGUCCUCGUUCGUGACGCACGGCUACCGCACACGCCGCCUCGCCGUGGACUACUCCGUGCCCCUCGUCACGGACGUCAAGUGCGCCAAGCUGCUCGUCGAGGCCAUGCUGAAGAUCGGCAACGCCCCGCCCAUGAAGAUGCACACGGACUGCGUGUCGUCCAGCAGGAUGGUGCGCCUGCCCGGCCUCAUCGACGUGCACGUCCACGUGCGCGAGCCUGGAGCCACGCACAAGGAGGACUACGCCAGCUGCACAUCGGCUGCUCUUGCCGGUGGUGUCACGCUCAUUUGCGCCAUGCCCAACACCCAGCCAGCCAUCACCGAUGCCACCGCAUUCCAACUUGUGAAAGAGUUGGCAGCGGCAAAGGCCAAGUGUGAUUAUGCUUUGUUCGUUGGAGCUUCAUCUGAGAAUUUCAAUAAUAUUCGGGAGCUGGCUCCUCAGGCUGCAGGUCUGAAGAUGUACUUGAAUGAAACAUUCACAACUCUUCGACUGAAGGACCUCACCAUCUGGAGGAAGCACUUGGAUGCUUGGCCCACAAAGUACCCUCUUUGUGUACAUGCUGAGUGCCAGACAACCGCAGCUAUUCUCUUAUUGGCUUUUUUCCAUAAUCGCCCCAUUCAUGUUUGUCAUGUUGCUCGCAAAGAGGAAAUUCAGAUCAUUCGUGCUGCCAAGGAAAAGGGUUUGCCUGUUACUUGUGAAGUGAGCCCCCAUCACUUGUUUUUAACGGAGAACGAUGUCAAACAUUUGGGAGAGAAGAAGAGCCGCGUGAAGCCAAAUCUGGUGACUGAGGAAGACCAACGGGCUUUGUGGGAAAACAUGGACAUUAUUGAUUGUUUUGCUACUGAUCAUGCACCUCAUACCAUUGAAGAGAAAGAUUCGGACAACGCACCACCUGGUUUCCCCGGACUUGAAACUAUGCUGCCUCUGCUGCUGACUGCUGUUCAUGAGGGCAGGCUGACCAUGGAGGAUAUCAAAGACAAGUUGUGCCGCAAUCCUCGGCGAAUUUUCAACCUCCCUGAACAGCCAAAUACCUAUGUCGAGGUGAACAUGGACACAGAAUGGACCAUUCCAGAAGCACUAUCUUUCAGCAAAGCUCGCUGGACUCCGUUUGCUGGACGGAAAGUUCGUGGCUGUGUACAACGGGUAGUUCUUCGUGGGGAAGUUGCUUAUGUGGAUGGUCAAGUGCUUGUUCCUCCUGGCUUUGGUCAAGAUGUCCGAGAACAGCAGCUCAAAAAGCAACCCCUUCUCAGUGCCUUAGCAUCCAGCAUCUCCCCCUCGCCUGCAGCCACCAACCACUAUGGCGAGCUCAAUGGAAGUCGACCAUCCUCUGCCUUGGACUUCGAACGAAGCCAUGCUGUCAGGGAGAUGGAUGAAUCUCACAGGCAUGAGAAUGGAUGGGAUGACUCUCACGACAGGAUCCAUCACUUGGCUGCCCCGGAUGCACAGUCGAUUCAACGUUGCACUUCACCACUGACAACCUCUCAAAACCGGUACAAGAGUGACUCAACCCUGUACCCAGGGCCUGGAGUAGCUCACCACAGUUUAAGCGGGGCACAUGUUCUUAGUGUGAGCAUGUUCUCCAAGGAUCAUCUGAAUGAGAUAUUCAACUUGGCUCAGACAAUGAGAGCUUUUGUUUUGAAAGAACGUAAUCUUGAUCAUAUUCUCAAGGGAAAAGUUAUGGCAUCCAUAUUCUACGAAGUUUCCACUCGCACAAGUUGCAGUUUUGCAGCUGCCAUGCAUCGUCUUGGUGGACAAGUAAUAUACAUGGAUGAAACAUCAUCUUCAGUUAAGAAGGGUGAAACUCUUGAAGACUCUGUGGCGGUAAUGGCAGGUUACUCAGAUGUUGUUGUCAUGAGGCACCCAGAACCAGGAGCAGUUUCUAGAGCUUCAGCUCACUGCCGGAAGCCACUGAUCAACGCUGGGGAUGGUGUUGGAGAACAUCCUUCCCAAGCACUUCUUGAUGUAUUCACAAUCAGAGAGGAGAUUGGUACUGUCAAUGGACUUACCAUCACAAUGGUUGGAGACCUGCGUCACGGAAGAACUGUUCACUCUCUUGCACGCUUACUCACUUUGUACAAUAUCCAGUUGCGUUAUGUUGCGCCAUCAGGACUGGGCAUGCCUCAGCAUAUUGUUGACUUUGUAACGAGCAAGGGUAUUAGUCAAGAAAAUUAUUCAUCAUUAGAAGAGGCACUUCCUGAGACCGAUGUGCUGUAUGUAACAAGGAUUCAAAAGGAACGCUUUUCAUCACAGGAUGAAUAUGAAAAGGUUAAAGGAUGCUAUGUUGUAACACCCAAGCUCAUGACACGGGCCAAGCGUAAAAUGAUUGUCAUGCACCCCUUACCUCGAGUUGAUGAGAUUAGUGCUGAUCUGGAUUCUGACCCAAGAGCUGCGUACUUCCGACAAGCUGAGGGAGGCAUGUAUGUACGUAUGGCACUACUUGCCAUGGUCCUUGGCAGGUGCUAAAACUAUUCCUAACAGGCUGUUCACUGCAUUCCUCAUCUUGAUAAUCAGAUCAUCUUGCUUCCAUUUCAUUUAUGGUGUUUUGUAAAUUAGUAUCCGUCCCCAUUACUUGUGCCAUACAUUCCAAUUUGCUUGUUUAUUGAAAUCAACUGACAACUUUUUGUACUUCAAUUUUAAUGAAAUGUUAAUUUGAUAAUUUUUUAUAUGGAAACUGAUUUGGAGUUUUGUUUUGGAAACUUAAUUUUUAUUGGUCUCAUGAAUCAUG
Molecule: messenger RNA, 7367 nt
Organism: Thrips palmi
Lineage: Eukaryota; Metazoa; Arthropoda; Insecta; Thysanoptera; Thripidae
Gene: rudimentary
Product: CAD protein
Exons: 23
Coding region: 344-7105 (2253 amino acids)
Biological process (GO): UTP biosynthetic process; 'de novo' pyrimidine nucleobase biosynthetic process; L-glutamine metabolic process
Cellular component (GO): cytosol; cytoplasm
Molecular function (GO): aspartate carbamoyltransferase activity; metal ion binding; dihydroorotase activity
Source: RefSeq, a predicted model, not a curated record